AUGUUGCGCGAAGUCAAGGCAAAGAACCCGCGCACUGCGCGUAUCCUCAAGGCGCGAGAGCCCCAACUCAUCGAACCCCCCAAGAAGACUCUAUUGCUGCACGGGACGAAAUGCCCUCAAGCCCUCGACACCGUCUUGAAGACCUUCCACUCUCUCACAAAGCCCAACUCCGUCCUUUUCCACAAGAAGAAUGAGAACAUUCAUCCUUUCGAGAACACAGAAAGCAUGGAAUUCUUGGCCAACAAGAACGAGUGUGGUCUGGUAGUCUUUGGAAGCAGCAACAAGAAGCGCCCCAACUGUGUGACAGUUGGCCGAAUUUUCAACUCGCAAACACUGGACCUCUGCGAACUGAUGCUUCUUCCCCCAUCUGAGCCGAACGCCAUCCCUCCAUUCAACGAGCUUACUAUGCCCGUCGGUCUUGGCAUGCGGCCGAUGCUGCUGUUCUCCGGUAGUCCUUGGGAGGAUCCGACAUCAGGAGUUCACGUCAUGCUGAAAAGCUUCUUCCUUGACAUGUUCAAGGGCGAAGAGACGACCCAGAUCGAUGUCGAGGGUCUUCAAUAUAUUUUGAUGGUUGGCGCCGAAGAGCCUCGUGACGGCUUGUCCCCUGUCGUGCACCUUCGGUGGUACAAGAUCAUCACCAAGCGCAGUGGCCACAAGCUGCCUCGUGUGGAACUUGAAGACGUUGGUCCCAAGUUCGAUUUUAAGAUCGGCCGUCACCGCCCCGCUACCCCCGAGGCAAUGAAGGAGGCCAUGAAGCAGGGCAAGCGUCCCAAUGAAGAUAUGAAGACCAAGAAGAACAUCAUCAUGGACUCUAUGGGUGACAAGAUUGGUCGUGUGCACUUGGGCAAGCAGGAUCUGGGUGGCCUUCAGACUCGUAAGAUGAAGGGUCUGAAGCGUCGGGCGGGUAUCGACUCGGACGACGAAGAUGAAGAGGAUAUGGAGAUGAUGGACGUCGACGAGAUUUUGGAGGAAGAGGGCAACAAGCGUCCACGGACGGAUUAA
Messenger RNA from Penicillium diatomitis, 1002 nucleotides. RefSeq names its product rRNA-binding ribosome biosynthesis protein RPF2. NCBI's taxonomy places the organism in Eukaryota, Fungi, Ascomycota, Eurotiomycetes, Eurotiales, Aspergillaceae. Gene Ontology annotation, molecular function: rRNA binding. The transcript is spliced from 2 exons. Gene Ontology annotation, biological process: maturation of LSU-rRNA from tricistronic rRNA transcript (SSU-rRNA, 5.8S rRNA, LSU-rRNA); ribosomal large subunit assembly. The record is from RefSeq and is a predicted model, not a curated record. Gene Ontology annotation, cellular component: nucleolus. The coding region runs from base 1 to 1002 and encodes 333 amino acids.